Molecule: messenger RNA, 2504 nt
Organism: Salvelinus namaycush (lake trout)
Lineage: Eukaryota; Metazoa; Chordata; Actinopteri; Salmoniformes; Salmonidae
Product: zinc finger protein 180-like
Exons: 3
Coding region: 1-1296 (431 amino acids)
Cellular component (GO): nucleus
Source: RefSeq, a predicted model, not a curated record
AUGGAAGUAGAGGAUCUGAUUAACACCAGUGAGAAUGGACAUCUGAUUAACACCAGUGAGAAUAGAGAUCUGAUUAACACCAGUGAGAAUGGACAUCUGAUUAACACCAGUGAGAAUAGAGAUCUGAUUAGCACCAGUGAGAAUAGAGAUCUGAUUAACACCAGUGAGAAUGGACAUCUGAUUAACACACGUGAGAAUAUAGAUCUGAUUAACACCAGUGAGAAUGGACAUCGGAUUAACACCAGUGAGAAUAGAGAUCUGAUUAACACCAGUGAGAAUAACACACGAGAGAGACAAGACUCUCACGCUGACAGCGAAAAGUGUCUUUCAGAAGAACCAGAGACAUCCAAACCAGCAAGACGACGCAACUCUUCCCAAUGUGGAAAGAGUUUUACCAAGUAUGGGAGCCUUAAAAAGCAUGAGAUUACACACACAGGAGAAAAGCCCUACGAAUGUUCGCAGUGUGGAAAGAGUUUUACAAGGCUAUGGAACCUAAAAGAACAUGCGAGGACACACACAGGGGAAAAGCCUCAUCACUGCUCCCAGUGUGGAAAGAGUUUUAUCCGGUUAAGCCACCUGAAAGAACACAAGAGAACGCACACAGGGGAGAAGUGUUAUUACUGCUCCCAGUGUGGAAAAGGUUUUAUCCAGUUAAGGAAACUGAAAAUGCAUGAAAUGACACAUACCGGGGAGAAGCCCUAUCACUGCUCCCAGUGUGAAAAUAGAUAUGUUUCAUCAGGAGCCCUGAAAUCACAUAAGAGAACACACACAGGGGAGAAGCCAUACCUCUGUUCCCAGUGUGGAAAGAAUUUUAGCUGGCCAGGGCAACUGAAAGAGCAUGAGAGGACACACACAGGAGUGAAGCCUUACUAUUGCUCCCUGUGUGGAAAGAGUUUUACCCAUUUAGGGAACUUAAAAAGGCAUAAAAGAUCACACACUGUAGAGAAGCCGUAUCAAUGCUCCCAAUGUGAAAAUGUGUUUUUAUCACCAUGGGACCUGACAAAACAUGAGAGAACACACUCUGUAGAGAGGCCUUUUAAAUGCUCUCAGUGUGGAAAGAGAUUUAUCCAGCGGUGUCAUUUGAAAGCACAUGAAAAAAUACACACAGGCGAAAAACCAAUGUGCUCUCAUUGUGGAAAGAGUUUUACCCAGUUAGGGAGCCUAAAAGAGCAUGAGAGGACACACACGGGAGAGAAGCCAUACCACUGUUCUCGGUGUGGAAAGAGUUUUACCCGGUUGUGGUGCCUGAAGGCACAUCAGAGAACGAAGAAGCUAUGUUCUGACUCAUGUUUUUGACUGAGAAUGUGUUUUUUGUUCAUGUCACAUAAAAUCAACAUGGUUCGAUGCUAGAAUCCUUAGUUGCUGCCUACUUUUUAAAAACUUAUAAAUAUACUCAUUGAUUCUUGAUGAAUAUAACUUAUUAAAUGCCUCAAGAGCUUCGUUCAACUGUCAAACUCAGAUUUUAAAAAUACAUGCUUGAUUUGCUCCAAUGUUUGUAUACGAUGUAAAUGUAAACAAUGUAAAUGUAAACAAACAUUGUAUAAGCCUCAAAACAUAGUUAAAACUAUAAUUUUCAUAUUAUGGAAGGUCAGUACUUGCAUCCAUAGCUCCGUCUAUUCAUUUGAUAGUGGUUACAUUUCUCCAGGCCCCAUCCCUCAGCCUUUUACCAAAACAGAGGCAGGGCGCCCGUUUAGUUAUUGUUUCAACUAAGGAUUCUAGCUUUAAAACGUCAAAUGUAGCCGUUUUUUAAAAUCUCAAUAUCAAGUCAUUUCUGGGUAAUAAUUAGGUACCUUACUGUGAUUUGUUUUCAAUUAAAAUGGUCAAAACAAAAAAUAACUUCUUAGCAAAGAGCAAUUUCUCAAGCAAGAAUUUUGAUAGGACUGAGUGGGGAGGGAACAACUGAACUAGCUCUUAUUGACAGAGAGGUUUUCUUAUUGAUCUGAUAACUAAUUUACUGCCUGAUGAUGAUAUCAAGAACACCAAAACGCCAUCCUGCCAAAACAGGCUGAAAUUUCAGGCGGUCUUUUCAAACAGCUCUUACACUAAAAGGACAUGAUCAUCAUUUCCACAGUAUUAUUCCAACCUCAGUGUGGAAAUAUUUAUAAAAACACGUUUUUUUGACUGCACUGGGCCUUUUAAAAGCCUAUUCCACAAUACAUGUGUUAGUCUUUUAAAAGCCUAUUCCACAAUACAUGUGUUAGUCUUUUAAAAGCCUAUUCCACAAUACAUGUGUUAGUCUUUUAAAAGCCUAUUCCACAAUACAUGUGUUAGUCUUUUAAAAGCCUAUUCCACAAUACAUGUGUUAGUCUUUUAAAAGCCUAUUCCACAAUACAUGUGUUAGUCUUUUAAAAGCCUAUUCCACAAUACAUGUGUUAGUCUAUUAAAAGCCUAUUCCACAAUACAUGUGUUAGUCUUUUUAUCUAAAGACAUGAAUUGAAAAAUGAAGUAUGUCAGUUUUAAUAGCGAGCGCGACGGUUUCAAUUUGUACGCUCUCUGUGAUUAAA